This is a messenger RNA of Hyaena hyaena (striped hyena), 1397 nucleotides long. It is a transcript of the gene MYL4, whose product is annotated as myosin light chain 4. The record is from RefSeq and is a predicted model, not a curated record. NCBI's taxonomy places the organism in Eukaryota, Metazoa, Chordata, Mammalia, Carnivora, Hyaenidae. The coding region runs from base 596 to 1219 and encodes 207 amino acids. Gene Ontology annotation, molecular function: calcium ion binding. The transcript has 8 exons. Gene Ontology annotation, cellular component: myosin II complex.
AGGGUUCCCGGGGACUACCGAGUUUGAGCCACAGCUUAGUUUUCUCCUCUCGGCCACGCCUUCACUCACGCACGCCACGCCCAAUCGGCCACCCCAGGCUGGGCUACGCCCAAUCGGCGACCAGCCGGCUGGGCGUGGCUUACCGGAGUAGGCGGGGAGCGUUACGUGGCUGGACUACCGCUUCCACUCGCCACUGAGGCUCUUCGGAUCAAUUGAUGCGCGGUAGAUUGAGGAGAGGGUAAAACACUAUAGUGUGGGGUUGACUUUAAUGAAUUAAGAAAUAUUUGUUGAGUUUAGUUCAUUCAUCAUUUCGGACUCAAAGGGAACUAGGACAUUUGGAAAGAUUGCCAGCCUUCAAAGACUAGUGAGGACAUGGGCUGUCCACCCUGAAGAGAUUACGGCCUCUUUAAAGGAAAAGCAGUGUAACAGACUGUUAUAUGUGGCGCCCAUAAUAAGCGACGUAAAAAUUCCAAGAGAGGGAAUUAAAUUGGGAUUAAGAUGAGAAAAGUUUCAGGGAAGGAAAUAGGGAGACUUAACCUGGACUCUGAAGGAUAGGUGGAGUUAGAAGAAGAGUGUCAAGUGAAGGGAAGCAGAAAUGAGAUCAGUCUGCUCCCACCUCCACCGAAGAUCCCAACAGGACAACAUGCCUCCCAAGAAGCCUGAGCCUAAGAAGGAAGCAGCCAAGGCUGCCCCAGCCCCUGCUCCUGCCCCAGCUCCAGAACCCCCCAAGGAACCUGCCUUUGACCCCAAGAGUGUCAAGAUAGACUUCACUGCUGACCAGAUCGAAGAGUUCAAAGAGGCUUUCUCAUUGUUUGACCGGACGCCGACUGGGGAGAUGAAGAUCACCUAUGGGCAGUGUGGGGACGUGCUGCGGGCACUGGGCCAGAACCCCACCAACGCCGAGGUGCUGCGCGUCCUUGGCAAGCCCAAGCCUGAAGAGAUGAAUGCCAAGAUGCUGGACUUUGAGACGUUCCUGCCCAUCCUGCAGCACAUCUCCCGCAACAAGGAGCAGGGCACCUACGAGGACUUUGUGGAGGGGCUGCGCGUGUUUGACAAGGAGAGCAAUGGCACCGUCAUGGGCGCCGAGCUUCGCCAUGUCCUUGCCACCCUGGGAGAGAAGAUGACUGAGGCUGAAGUGGAACAGCUGUUGGCUGGGCAAGAGGAUGCCAAUGGCUGCAUCAAUUAUGAAGCCUUUGUCAAACACAUCAUGUCUGGGUGAAGCAGACCUCUCCAGGGUGCCUGGCCCUUGGCCUUAGCCUUUCUGGGGCGAGUUAAGCAAGUGGCCCAGAGUGACUGAGCUGGAGCUGGGGUCCUGGACUUAACUGCUGUGUCACAGCCCCGAGGACUCCCUGUGAAUAAACAGCUGGGGCGAGCCGGGCCAAAUUCUUGGAUUCCAA